AUGUUCCUCCCACUGGUCGCCACUCCUCUGGCAGUGCGUCUGUUGUGCCAGUCAAGGGUCACUUCCCGUGGUGGCAGCCCUCUCCAUGUUGUGCCGACCUACGGCAAGAGAUGCUCCUCCGGAGGCUCAGUGUCUCUCAGUGUAUUCCUGGUGUCUGUUGCAUUCGUAGUGUGUGCUGUUUGGCUGGUAGCUCUAUGUGGCGUCUGCACCUGGUGUCAGCGUAAACUGGGGAAGAGGAAUAAGCCCGGGGUGGAGGCUGCCAGCUCUCCAGAAUCUGUGAGAGGUCGAGGGGAAAAUAAAGCCAUCAAUGAUCUAGACAGAGACUUUUGGAAUAACAAUGACAGCAGCAACGUGCAACAGAGGUGGAGCUCCUACCCGCCCAAGGAGUUCCUCUUAAACAUGUCUCCCUAUGCUCCCUACGGAGACCCUCGCCUCACGCCCAAUGGGGCUGUGGAUAAGGGUGGGCAGGGCGGUGCUGGACCCUCGCCGGGGGCCAGUGACAGCGGGGGUGGUGCUUGCUCUGGGACUGGGGCAGGGCCCAGUCGCAGUGACAGCGUUCGGAGCAUGGUGACGGGGGGCAGCAAGGCCGGACGGUGGCAGGCUGUCCAGAGCCACAUGCAUGCCGGAGGCCUGCGGUUUGGCAAUUUUGGGGAUGCUUCCCUCUCGUCUGCUUCCACCCUGGAGCACAUCCCAUCCUCAGCCGUGGCACGCCCUCGGCCCCUGGUCCGGCAGCAGAGUCUCCAACAGCCCCUCACUCACCAGCCCCCUCCGGGUCCAAACGACCCCCCAGUCACCUCACAAAGCCUGGGCCAGCUGCACACAGGUCCAGGUGGUGGGGGCCACCGUGGGGGCCCGCGCGGGGUCCGGGGGAGUCCGGCUGGAGCCUCCCGGUACAGAGGAGCAGGGGCAGGCCGAUCGAGGUCAAACCCUGGCAGCUGGGAUCACAUGGUGGAGCAGAUCCGCAACAGAGGGCUGGACGUCAAGUCGUUUUUUGAGGGGAAGAUGGUUGUUCUGUCUCUAGCAAUCGGGCUGGCCGAACAGGAUGACUUUGCCAACCUCCCCGAUCUACAGGAAGCACCGGCAAGCAAAGAAAAUGAUACCACGCCAGAAAAGAGAACUCCAGGUAACAAACCAGGCAGCAGCCCCAGAGGUCAGACCCCAGACGAGACCGGACGCCGUCACGAUGCCAACUCCUCUGUGUCUGACUUAGCCAAUUCAGUCACCAGUGACAUGCUCAUGUUGUCUCCAGGUUCGGAGGAAGAUGAUCAUGAGGGUCCAGUGUGUGAGAAACUGGGUCGCAUUCAGUUCAGUGUUGGAUACAGUUUUCAGGACUCCACCCUCACUGUCAAAAUUCUCAAGGGUCAGGAUUUGCCUGCUAAGGACUUUUCCGGCACCUCUGAUCCGUUUGUCAAACUCUACCUGCUGCCCGACAAGAAGCACAAACUGGAGACCAAAGUCAAGAGGAAGAAUCUAAACCCCCACUGGAACGAGACCUUCCUGUUUGAAGGAUUCCCCUAUGAGAAGGUGGUCCAGAGGACUCUAUACCUGCAGGUUCUCGACUACGACCGCUUCAGCAGGAAUGACCCCAUAGGAGAGGUGUCCAUCCCCCUCAACAAACUGGACCUGGCCAACAUGCAGACUUUCUGGAAGGAGCUGAAACCAUGCAGCGAUGGCAGCGGGAGUCGAGGGGAUCUGCUGGUGUCUCUGUGCUACAACCCCACAGCCAACACCAUCACUGUGAGCAUCAUCAAAGCCCGCAACCUCAAAGCCAUGGACAUUGGAGGCACUUCUGACCCCUAUGUAAAAGUGUGGUUGAUGCACAAGGACAAGCGUGUGGAGAAGAAGAAGACGGUGGUAAUGAAGCGCUGUCUGAACCCUGUUUUCAACGAGUCCUUCCCCUUUGACGUGCCUGCCCACGUGCUGAGGGAGACCACCAUAAUUAUCACUGUCAUGGACAAGGACAGACUCAGUCGCAAUGAUGUCAUUGGAAAGAUUUAUCUUUCAUGGAAGAGUGGCCCUGCAGAGGUAAAACACUGGAAAGACAUGAUGGGUCGUCCUCGCACUGCUGUGUCCCAGUGGCAUGCUCUCAAGGCCUGAGGAACCAACAGUGUUUUUCCCCUCAGAAUUCAGCAUCAGCCUCUCAGCCCCUGCUCUCAGCACAUAUCCCCUACCCCCUAACUGCAGUCUUGGGCUGCAGAUAAUGUGUGUCAUCUCUUUGUUCUCAGGCCUCUUUGAUAUCUUCUGCUCUUAGUCCACGUGACACCAUCCUUAAAUUUCACCCUUGUCAAGUUCUGAUUCCCACCUGACCCCCUCUCUCUUUGUCUGAACUUAAAAAUGUCUUUGAUGUCUUUCCUCACUCCUUCCUUGUGCCCUCUUUCUAUGAGAUGUUUUUUUUCCAAGAUACUCCUCAGUCUUUCCUCCACCUUGUCAAACAUUCCAUGUGUUUAACAUCGGAGCAGUACUUCUUGCCACCCAUGAAUACAAACUACCAACCAAAAAUGGAUCAAACUGAUAUUCCAACCAUCCUCUGUGGUGGCAAGAUGGGCUGUGUUCAAACAUGCAUCUGAGUGUGAAUUGCGCUGACCUGUGCAACCCAUUUACCAACUACAUCUGGUGUUGUAGUGAGGAAUCUUCCACUUUGCUCCUCGCCUCUUUCUUCAAGUCCUCUUCCGUUACUGUCACUAUUCCUCAAUACCCUUAAAAUGCCUGAAAAAUCAGGAAAACCGACACAGGCACUGGAAGAGUGAUGGGCUGUAUUUAAAAUGGAAUUAGACUGGAAUUGGACUCCGUCGCUCAACUCAUGUUUGAUCUUUUUCACUUUUCACUCUCUCUCUGGCACCACUGUAAUAAUUCUCCCUUGGCUGGAACUCUUCGUUGUCUGUGUGUGCUGUGGGUGAUGUGCUGUAACCCCAAAUGAAGUUCUUCAACAAAAAAAAAGGAUAUGAACAUGAACAUUUAACGCUGGUCCAAUAGGGCAAGUGUAAAAAAAAAUAUAUAUAUAUGAUCCUAUUUUCUUGGAAAAGAAAUCCUGAUGGACAGAAAAAAAAGAGUAAAGUGAUUAAUGUUGUGUUUUAUUUUUGGUUUUCAAAAGAAUUUAGAGAAUCAACCUGCUCUUCCAGACACAGAAAAUAAGCAAAAAGCCAGCUUCCAUAAGUGUGGAAGUGUGGGUUAAUGGAUGUGUGUAUGUGUGUGUGUGUCUGUGUGUGUGAAUGAGGGAGUAUUUUGGACUUGCACAGCUAAUUUAAGAUAUUGCUGAAACAGCAAAGCCCUUGAUAAUGAUGGUAAAAACAAGGUAUUGUUAAUAUUUGUGGUGUUGUUAGCUGAAGACGUGGGGAGGUCACUAAGGUUAAAGGGUCAAUCCACCCAAACCACAAACACCCAUACCACAAAGUGUAAGUAGGCAAAACAUUGUUUUUGUUUUGAUGACAAAAAAAAUAUUCCCAAUGUUAGCUUUUUACGUGUUUUCAACCACAUUUCACAGUUUUCUUCAGCAGAUGGACUCAGUUGAAGAUCACAUGGUAAACUUGCACACAGUGGAAUUACAUCAGCACGCUCUAAGCCAAAAGCAUCAGUGAUGGGGCCAAAAGCUGCCACACCUUGGGGAACACCAAACAAACAUCACUGGACGCAACUUGUGCAAGCCAGGAACUGAACGUGGUUUUUCCACCAUGAGAUCUUGGAUCAAACUGAACACUCCACCCACUGAGGAAGAUCCUGGGAUGCAUUCAGUAGGAAAAAGCUAGAAAGUAGACCUUGAAUUUUUUUUUUCUGUCAAACUACAUUCACAUUUUGUGAUUUGGGUGAAGUGACUAUGAAUGCAGCCAGUAAAUGACUUUGUUAGGGUUACAUAUGUAUAAUGUAUGUAAUAUGUUAAGAAAUCAGAUGAGAAAUAAAUCAGUUAAUCUGAAUCAAAAUGCACUUUUUAUGUCACCCAUGUCACCCUCUGUGUCUAUCAGCGGCAUUAAUCUGUGCAUUAAACCUAGAAAAAGGCAUUACAGAACCCUACAAAGCUUUUAUUUUUUUGAUUUUUACUGAGUAUUAUGAGUCCAAGGGCAAUAUUAGACUAGGUUUUUAUGUUAUUUUGGGGGGUUUUGAAAAAGGUACAAGUCAGUCUUCCAGUUGUUUGCUUCACUGCCUGCAUGUGACCUCCCCAAGUCCCAUAUAGACAUGUGCUGAUUGGAUGAAUGGAAACAAAUGAGAGUAAUAAUAUCUGGGGGAAAACUCUUUUUACAUUCCACUGUUCGUUUUUGUCUACUGGCUGUGUGUGUGUGUGUUUGCACUGUGGGUGAGUGUCAAUAUUCGAACUUUAGGUUGUGUGAUUGUACUUACUGUGAGUCCCUCUGUGUGUGUAUAUAUCUGCACUGAGUUCUAUUUUGCCAGUUUAAUACAGAACAACAUUGUUUACCGUUUUUAUUCUGUAUGAAACAAUCCAGAUGUACAAAGAAAUAUGUUUUUUUAAAGUUGUCACUUCUUUAAGAAUCACUGCACUUGUUGACGACGAUGCUGGAACAAACCUCUCCUCAUAGCAAGGUUAUUUUCCUCAUGUGUGGUUUAAAGGACGUUUGGAUUGGGUGGAGGCAAAUCUGUUAUACAUGAGCAGAGAGUGAAGGUCAAAGGAAAAAUGUCACAACCAAGCUUUACAACAAACCUAGAUAAAACCUGUUCUCUUUGACCGCCAGACAACAUAUUUUUGGUUCAGACAGAAGCAGCUACCAACAUUUUGUCCUAUCUGUCCUUCUUAUCUGGUCCGAUCUGAUUCACCAAGACCAAAAAAAUGAAGGGUGGCACCUUAACAUCAGAGCUGACGUUCCCCCAAAACACCCCCGUCGUGCACACAUGCUUUCUGGCACAAAGUGUUCUGUGUGUGCCUUAUAAACCCUGCCACGCCUUGCUCUUCACCAUAUGUGCUCCCUCUCCAAGUGUCAGGGAGGGGGGAGGAAAAAAAAAAGGUGAGAUAGGAGAUAAUCAUCACCUCUUUGCAUCACUGUUAGCUACGUCUCAGGUCAGAGCAGAGCAUCGGAGCAUCCUAAAAUAACCAGGAACACAGUCAUGUGUCUGUCUUGAUGGCCCGGUGUGUUAAACAAGGCAUUAUGUUGAGUCCUGCUGACAAAGCAUUACAUUCCAAAGGCUUAGUGAAAGUCACCUUAAUCAAUGCAAGUUAACUAUUAUAUAACAGUCAGGGUUUGGUAUAUUUUAGUUUUAAGAAAUCUUGUGUGUCUACACUCUUCACUGGCCAAAUAGAAUAAACUGGACUUGGACAAGCUUGCAUUUCUGAUUUAGGGCAUUCUCUUGGGGGACUGCUUGAGACAAAGAGAGGUUAACCAGCAGCAUUUUAAUUUAUAUACUGUACAAAUGAUUGUGAAGUGUCCUGUAUGAAAAAAAAAAUCAUCAGUAUUUACUGGGGUUGUCUGUCUGUCCUUGGUAUCACUCAGCCCCCUCUUUUCACUCCCUUUUCUCUUUGUAGUUACACAUCCGUCGGGUGCACAAUGUUAAAUAUCAACCAUUUAUUUUUUUGAAAUCUGUACAGUGUAUAUA
Morone saxatilis (striped sea-bass) is the source of this 5535-nucleotide messenger RNA. RefSeq names its product synaptotagmin VIIb (gene syt7b). The transcript is spliced from 13 exons. Gene Ontology annotation, cellular component: synaptic vesicle; synapse; axon. The record is from RefSeq and is a predicted model, not a curated record. NCBI's taxonomy places the organism in Eukaryota, Metazoa, Chordata, Actinopteri, Moronidae. Gene Ontology annotation, molecular function: SNARE binding; phosphatidylserine binding; calcium ion binding. Gene Ontology annotation, biological process: cellular response to calcium ion; calcium-ion regulated exocytosis; regulation of calcium ion-dependent exocytosis. Bases 1 to 2097 code for a protein of 698 amino acids.